Malus domestica (apple) is the source of this 3718-nucleotide messenger RNA. Its product is annotated as LRR receptor-like serine/threonine-protein kinase RPK2. Gene Ontology annotation, molecular function: ATP binding; protein binding; protein kinase activity. The record is from RefSeq and is a predicted model, not a curated record. NCBI's taxonomy places the organism in Eukaryota, Viridiplantae, Streptophyta, Magnoliopsida, Rosales, Rosaceae. Gene Ontology annotation, biological process: protein phosphorylation.
UCAAUUCAACAAAAUUCGCAGAAACAGACACCCCCGAAGACCUGAGUCUUCAGUCUUCGUCUUCUCCCAGAAGCAGAAGAAGCGGAUUACAGAAGACGAAGAAACAAGAAGGCAAAAGCCAAAAGCCAAACGCGAUCUUACCCUUUGCUCCCGAGAAAAUGAAAUGCCAUAUGCUUUUCAAAACCGCGCUUUUUCUCAACGCCUUCUGCUUAUUGAGUUGCGUUUCUGGGGAAGCGCCGGUUUCUGAGAAGUCGAUUUUGCUCGAGAUCAAGAGCUCGUUUUCCGACCCGCAUGGGGUUCUCUCCGGCUGGAUAUCCAACAGCUUCGAUCACCACUGCUCUUGGGUCGGGGUCUCCUGCAACGACAAAUCCAGGGUCGUUUCGCUUAGUCUCGGCGGCAGCAGUGGCAAAGGAGGUAAUUUUCGAGCUCUCUCUUGCUCUCAGAGUUUGAAAUUUCCAUUUCCGUUUGAUGAGUUCGCUGUUUGGAGGAAAAGUUUAGUUAUUAGUGGAAAAUUGGGUGGAAAGGUUUCGCCUUGGGUGGGAAAGCUCACUGAGCUUAGAGUUUUAUCGCUGCCAUUUAAUGAACUUGGUGGCGAAAUUCCGAAGGAAAUUUGGGGGUUGGAGAAGCUUGAAGUGCUUGAUCUUGAGGGGAAUUUGUUGAACGGAAGUUUGCCAACCCAGUUUUCGGGUUUAAGGAUGUUGAGGGUUUUGAAUCUUGGGUUUAAUAGAAUUGGUGGGGAGAUUCCUAUUUCGCUUUCAAGAUGUGUGGAUUUGGAGGUGUUGAAUUUGGUAGGCAAUGAAGUGAGUGGAACCAUUCCUGGGUUUGUUGGUAGUUUUGCGAAGUUGCAGGGACUUUAUUUGGCUCAAAAUAGGUUAAAUGGGUCUAUACCAGCCACAUUUGGAAGCUUUUGUCAAAAUCUUGAACAUCUUGAUGUGUCGGGGAAUUUCCUUGAUGGGAAGAUUCCUGGUAGUUUGGGGAAUUGUCGGAGUUUACGGACUCUUUUGUUGUUUUCGAAUAUAUUGGCUGGUAGCAUUCCUCUAGAACUUGGUUGGAUUCGAAUGCUUGAAGUUCUAGAUGUUUCAAGAAAUAGCCUUAGCGGGCCAAUCCCUGCUGAGCUUGGACAAUGUGUCAAUUUAUCUGUUCUUGUCCUAUCGAAUCUUUUUAAUCCAUUGACAACCAAUCAGAAUACAAAAGGAGAUACAUCAAUUGUUUUAUCUAGUGGUUUGGACGAUGAUUACAAUUAUUACGAAGGCUCUUUUCCGGAGGAAAUUACAACCCUUCCAAAUUUGAAAAUAGUUUGGGCUCCAAGGGCAACACUUGAGGGAAAGCUUCCGAGCAAUUGGAGUGGUUGUGAGAACUUGGAAAUGUUGAACUUAGCUCAGAACCUUUUCAGCGGAGAAGUCACUGGAGUAUUUGAAAGAUGCAAGAAGCUGCAUUAUCUAAAUUUGGGAUCAAAUAAGCUGAGUGGGAAGAUUGAUGAGAAGUUUCCAGUUCCAUGUAUGACUGUUUUCAAUGUCAGUGGAAACUUCAUGUCUGGACCUGUGCCCGAGUUUCUGUACAGAGCAUGCCCCCAGGUGCUCCCAAAUUCAGAUCGUGUCCGAGUCAACAAUCUAUCAUUUCCAUAUCAAGUGCUCUUUACUUGCCAAACUCAGCUUGAUAGUCAUUUGCCUCUUUCCGGUGGUAGUUUCACUAUGAUUCAUGAUUUUAGUGGUAACAACUUCACUGGUCCAAUCCAACACCUCCCUCUUGCAACUGAGAGAUUGCAGAAGCAGACUGUUUAUGCAUUUCUUGCUGGUGGCAACAAGCUCACUGGAUCAUUUCCUGAAAGCUUACUAGGAAAAUGUGACGGAUUAGAUGGAAUGAUUAUUGAUGUCAGCGACAAUAAGUUGGCAGGUCGAAUUCCUUUUGGGAUUGGUGUGACGUGCAGAUCUCUUGUCUUUCUUGACUUGAGCAGGAACCAGCUACAAGGUCAAAUUCCCUCCGGUAUCAGUCUGUUGAAGUAUCUUAAGUAUCUUGCCCUGGCUAACAACAACCUCACUGGUGCGAUUCCUGCUAGCUUUGGGUGGUUGCACUCCCUUGAGGUGCUAAAACUGUCUUCAAAUUCUCUUUCUGGUGAUAUUCCUCAAGGUCUUGUGAACUUGAAAAAUUUAACUGUUUUUUUGCUCGACAACAAUAAACUCACUGGGCACAUCCCUUCAGGCUUGACUAAUCUGAAAUCCCUAUCUACAUUCAAUGCCUCCUUCAAUAACCUGUCUGGUUCAUUUCCAUUGAACAAUAGUGCGAUGAACUGCAGCAGUGUCCUUGGGAAUCCUUUCCUUAUUCCAUGCCAUGUUCCGCUAAUUGCUCCAUCUUCAGAUCAGCUAGAUAGGAAUGGGAGUUCACAACAUAACCCUGAUUCCGCAUCAGCAACUACUGGUGGUGAUGAUAACAGUGGAUUAGGCUCAGUCGAGAUCGCAUCCAUAGCAUCUGCAUCAGCUGUUGUUUUGGUUCUGCUCUCUCUCGUUAUCCUUUUCUUUUAUACGAGAAAAUGGAUACCAGAUUCCAGGGUUCAGGGUUUUGAAUAUAAAGAAAUGACUCUGUUUACAGACAUUGGGGCUCCUUUGACAUUUGAGAUUAUUGUUCAAGCAACAGGGAAUUUUAAUGGCAGCCACCACAUUGGAAGUGGAGGAUUUGGGGCCACUUACAAAGCCGAAAUUGCUCCAGGAAUCACUGUAGCUGUAAAAAGGCUAGCUGUUGGAAGGUUUCACGGUGUUCAACAGUUUCAUGCUGAGAUUAAAACCCUUGGCAGGGUGAGACACCCAAACCUGGUAACUUUAAUAGGUUACCAUGCCAGUGAAACUGAGAUGUUGCUCAUUUACAAUUAUUUACCAGGAGGGAAUUUGGAAAAAUUUAUCAAGGAGAGAUCUCAGAGGCCUUUUAAUUGGCAAAUUCUCCACAAGAUUGCUUUGCAUAUAGCCCAAGCACUUGCUUAUCUGCAUGGCGAGUGUAUUCCGCGUGUCCUUCACCGUGAUGUCAAGCCAAGUAACAUAUUGUUGGAUAAUGAGUUCAAUGCUUAUUUGUCUGACUUUGGAUUAUCUAGGCUUUUGGGAACUUCAGAAACACACGUAACAACUGGUGUGGCAGGGACUUUUGGGUACGUAGCACCAGAGUAUGCUAUGACUUGCCAUGUGUCUGAAAAGUCUGAUGUUUACAGUUACGGUGUUAUGCUGCUUGAAUUGAUGUCACAUAAAGAAGCAUUGGACCCUUCAUUUUCGUCACAUGGCCAUGGUUUCAACAUUGUGUCUUGGGUGGACAUGCUGUUAGAACAGGGUCUGGAUAAGGAGGUCUUCAUAGAAGGGUUAUGGGAUGCAGGACCCCAGAAUGAUCUAGUCGAGAUGUUGAAUCUGGCUGUCUCGUGCACAGUCAAGAACCUCGCCUUUAGGCCAACAAUGAAGCAAGUCGUCCAAAGAUUAAAGCGAAUCCAACCUAUUUCAAGGAAGCCGGAUAAUGAGCAAAGUAUAGAGCUAUCGAUCAUAACCUAGAAAUAUAGAAGGUAUGACAUGCUUGUAACUUAUACAUUUCUGCGUAGUCGAAUUUUGGUUUCCAGUUUGUUGUUUUUCCUGCAACAAGCAUAUUCUGCUGAGCUGAGAAAUUUUGUCAACCAUGCAGUUAUACUAGUAUAUGUCUUGAGUUCAUUUGCAAUUGAUCAUCUAUAAUCUUAACUGAAGGAUUGGUAGUA